AUGCCGGACCUCCAGUCGGCGCGGCUGCUCGACUUUAUCCGCACCAUGCCCGUCGACCAGGCCGGCAUUGACUUCUUCUCCACCAUCCCGCACACCAAGGCCUACCUCGAGCCCGCGCGGGACCUGCUGCCGGUGCCCUUCUACAGCCGCGCGCCCAAGGUCGACGGCGCCGACACCUUUUUCGGCGAGACGAUCAACUCGCGCGACACCAUCCCGCACGCGCUCCUGCUGCUGCGCGGCGACAUUGCCCGCCUCGCGUACAGCUUUGACGACCGCGGGUGCCGCCCGGACACGGUCGCGCUCGUCCAGCUCGGCACCAAGCUCAACGGCUACCGCGACACCACGCACGGCGGCCUCUUGGCCGCCCUGCUUGACGAGGUCGUCGGCUUCAACGUCGACGGCCUGUGCAGCUGCGUCGAGGCGCAAGAGGCCCCCGCCGCCGGGCCGUCCCGCAACCGCCUGUACACGGCGUACCUAAACACCUCGUACAAGCGGCCCGUGUCGCCGGGCGUCUACGCGGUGGAGUCGCGCCUGGUCCGGCGCGACGACAGGAAGUGGUUUCUGCAGGGCCGCAUUGUCGGCGCCGAGGGCGCCGUGUACACGGAAGCGGAAGUGUUGUAUAUCCAAUCAAGAGAUAGCGUACUAUAG
Messenger RNA from Cordyceps militaris CM01, 648 nucleotides. RefSeq lists its product as uncharacterized. The record is from RefSeq and is a predicted model, not a curated record. The transcript has a single exon. Lineage: Eukaryota; Fungi; Ascomycota; Sordariomycetes; Hypocreales; Cordycipitaceae. Bases 1 to 648 code for a protein of 215 amino acids.